Molecule: messenger RNA, 1493 nt
Organism: Dreissena polymorpha
Lineage: Eukaryota; Metazoa; Mollusca; Bivalvia; Myida; Dreissenidae
Product: ribonuclease P protein subunit p25-like protein
Exons: 6
Coding region: 120-740 (206 amino acids)
Biological process (GO): tRNA 5'-leader removal
Cellular component (GO): ribonuclease MRP complex
Molecular function (GO): RNA binding
Source: RefSeq, a predicted model, not a curated record
UGGUGGGAACCAUGUUAUGUCGUGGUUUCGGACGAAGUAAUUCGGAUAUCAAUACAAUUUCAUAACGUGCAUGAUUUUAAUGAUUCUCUAGUCAGUCAUUAUUCUGGAAGUACGUCUAGAUGGAGAAUUAUGAGAUAGGGGAGGUGAAAGUGGUGGAAGAGCCAGGAGUGUUCUCCCUUGGCAAGAAUGAUGUCACAAUGAGGGUUUCUCCUGGAACCAAGAUCAGAAAUGUAAUGGGCUUCGCAAUGAAAAAAAUAAAGGAGCCAGAUGUAAAGCAGCUAUGCUGGGCAGGCAGUGGCAAGGCGAUAACGAAGACUGUCUCCUGUGCUGAGAUCAUGAAACGCAAAGUUAAGGGGCUUCACCAGAUUACCAGGAUAAGAUACCGAAGAAUUGAGGAAUACUGGGAACCCAAAGUGGAGGGUUUGGACAGGUUAAAAGUAAACAGGGACGUUCCAGCCAUAUCUAUACUGCUGUCCAAGGAACCACUCAAUACCAAUGAACUGGGGUACCAGGCCCCAGGGUCCUUUGAUGAGUUCUGGAAAGAUGUGGUUACCAAGGACCGUCUGCAAGCAGACAGGAAGCGGAAAGGGUCCAGACCUGAAGUUGACACCAAGGUUUCACAGGGUCAAGGCCAGAACAACAGGAAUAAGGGCCAGCAAAAAAAACAGAAUGUUGGUAAAGCUGUGUCAGAGAAAAAGACAGAAAAGGGCAAGAAAGAACAAAUGGAGCUCAGAACUUGAUAGAUGUUCUUGAAGAUUGAUUGAUCUUUGGCACUUUGGAAUAGGGAUUAGUUGUGGGUGACAGAAAAUAAACUGCUCAACAACACAAUUCAAGUGGAGAUGAUCCUAUGUAAAGUGAUUUGAUAUGAUUGAGUCAGCAGUUAUAUUUCCGAAAUGAACUUGCCUAGGAAUUACUUUGCAUGCUUAUUACUUUGCAUGUUACUUAAUCAACAUCCAAGAUAAUUGGUUAUCAAAUAAGUCAUAUUACAGUUGAUUCAGUUAUUUUGUGUUGUUUGCAUUAUUUAAGCUGAAUUGUUAAGAAAAAUAUAAUUGUAUGUGUGAAAUCAUUAAAGUAUUGUUAAAUAAGCAAAUUUGUUCAAUUAUGUUGUAUUUUCAGGAUUUUGUUUUGCUCAUAUGAUUCAUGAGAAAAAAAUCAAUCAUUUAAUAUUUUUUCAUGAAUGCUUGAUAAUGAUAUGUGUUAAAGUGUCAUGUUGGUAUGUCCCAAGCUUUAAACAUCCGCUUUUGACUUGCACAUGUAAUAAUAAGCUUAUUCAGCCAUGGCCCUGUUAAACUCUUACCUGUAUUUUGUCAUAUUUGAUCAGAACAAACAAUUAACACUUAAAAUUAUUGUUUAUGUGUUGAACACAUGGGCCUAGAAGACAAAUAUACCAAACCGUAAUGUUGAUGUAUGAUAUAUAAUAUGUACAUAUGGUCAACAUAUUUAUAGGCCACUUCGUGUAUAUGCCUUCAGUACAAUAAAGUAAAUAACUGCAA